This is a messenger RNA of Acanthopagrus latus (yellowfin seabream), 1162 nucleotides long. It is a transcript of the gene fbxo36b, whose product is annotated as F-box protein 36b. Gene Ontology annotation, molecular function: protein binding. The coding region runs from base 53 to 877 and encodes 274 amino acids. The transcript has 4 exons. Lineage: Eukaryota; Metazoa; Chordata; Actinopteri; Spariformes; Sparidae. The record is from RefSeq and is a predicted model, not a curated record.
GGUCCCUCUAUCAGAGAAUGCCACGUUGCUAUGACAACGCAAAAACUUUGACAUGGCGUCUCUUUUAACAGACCCGUUGUUUGAAAUCUCUGGACGGGCUCCGCCACCCAGUAAGAAUUUUCAUCACUUAGUUGUCACCAAGUCACAAGUGAUAUGGAGAUGUUGGAAGAUAUCUUUGAGAACUGUGGACAAAAACUCCAGGCCUGCACAGCUCAAGGAGUCUCACCAGGACUUCCUGGUUGACACUGGGCUGCAGUGUGAGGUCAGUGUGGUUUUCGGUCAUCAGAUCUUGGAGUACACCAAGGCUUUGUGCCAAGGCCAUUAUGAUUAUCUGGAGCGCCUGUCUGACUCCAUACUCCUGCGGAUAAUAAAUUAUCUAGAACUAGAGGAUGUGGGUCAGCUUGGACGAACGUCACGCAGGUUCAGGCAGCUAUGUGGGUCAGAGGAGUUUUGGGAGCAGGCAGUGCGGCAGCGCUGUAACACCGUUUCAGCUGAGGUGGCAUCUCUAGCAUUUGAGGUAGGCUGGCGCAGCAUCUUCUUCACCAGCAAGCUACAGUUGCAGAAGUUGAUCAGCCGCAGAAGGCUGAGGACCGAGGAGCAAGAAGAAGGACAGGUCUCUGACCUGGAGGCAAAGGCAGAGGAAUAUCUAGAUGAAAGCUCAGUUUCGGAUCAGACAUUCGGUUCAGAGUUGGAAUCUCAGCCUGACAUUAUCCACGACCUAAGCCCUGGCAGAGUCACUGGUACUGACUUUGACGCCAACUCUUACUGUGAUGUUAACCCUGGCUCUAACCCUGAACCAGAAGCUGGCUCUGAUUCCAGCAUGCCUGUGUCUGGCCAACCUUUGGAGGACAACUGUGUUGUGGAAACACUGAUGUAGAACUGCAGUCAUGGAGGAAACUACAGUGCAAAGCCAGAAAAAAUACAGAGUUAAUCCUGGUGUCAAAUGUUGCUUGUGUUUCAGUAUUAUAUUAAUGUACCAUUUCUGCAUAUUCCUCCUUCCAAGUGAGUGAUGUUUUUUUAAAUUUGUUUUUUAUUCAUGUAAUAAUAUAGUUUUGACAUUUGUUUGGUGACAUUUUCAUUAGUAUGUCCAUUGUGCCAUGACUUGUCUGCCUUUUCUUAGUACAUUCAUAAGACCAACAAAUAAAAAGGACAUUGUAAUAUA